AUGUUGGCAGCACAGAGGCUAGUUCAAGUAACUCUGCAGCAUCCAUUAUAUCCAUUAGAUUAUUCAUUUCCGUUAAUUGAUGAGGGGUGGUUGAUUGUAAACCUUAAAAACAAAUCCAAGGUGAUGAAGUCUACUUCAAUGGUUGCUUUAGAUUGUGAAAUGGUUCUUUGUGAAGAUGGGACUGAUGCAGUAGUUAAAGUCUGUGCGGUAGACCAUAAUUUAGAGGUCAAACUAGAUGAAUUUGUAAAGCCUGACGUAAAAAUUGUAGACUACAGAACAGAGAUCACUGGUAUCACUUCUCAAGAUCUAGAGGGAGUGACUUGCUCUUUGGCUGAUGUGCAGAAAUCCAUGAAGAAGUUGUUAUCAAAUGGAACCAUAUUAGUGGGACACAGUUUGCAUAAUGAUCUCCGUGUGCUGAAGCUUGAUUAUGUCAGAGUCAUUGACACUUCCUAUAUCUUCCAAUCCUUGGAUGGAUCUAACAGGAGGCCUUCUUUGAAUAGUUUAUGUCAGGCUGUGUUGGGUUGUGAAGUUCGAGAAAAAGGUGCUACACAUAUAUGUCUAGAUGAUGCACGUGCAGCUAUGAACCUCGUUCUUGCAAAGAUCAAACAUGGUGUUGAUAAGGAAUUUCCAAUUUCAUUGGUUCAAGAGCAUGAUGCAAAAAUUGAUAUGGCAAAGCUUUUUAUUCACAAGAUACCAAACGUUUUAAACAUUGAAACACUGCAUGAAAUUGUUCCUGGAGAAUUCAAAACAGAACUGCAGGCUUCCAAGAAAGCUCAAGGAAGACAUUAUUCUGCCUUAGCUGUUUUUAAAAGUCCACAAGAGGCGGAUGAUGCCUAUGAAAAUGUCGAAGGAAGCGAAUCAAAGGAUACAUAUGGACGUCCACAGAAAUUUGUAAAAUUUCGUCAAAGUACUGGCUGGUUUGUCACUCUAUUUGUUCGGAAAAUGGUAACUGAUGAAUCCAAGGACCGGACUCAAUCUACUAAGAGGGCUUUACAAACGGAUGAGGCGGUUGAUGUUUCAAAGAAACCAAAGAUAGAUAAAAAAAUUGAAGAGGAUGCGCCAGCAGGCCUUAACAAGUGUGACAGUGAUUCCCAUUUAAAAGAGAUUGAAGCACUGAAUCAACGAUUAAAGCAUUUAUAUGAGAUUGAAGCACUGAAUCAACGAUUAAAGCAAAGUGAAUUGGAGAUUGAAUCAUUGAGGAAACAGCUUACACAAAAAGAUUUUGAAAUAUCCUUGCUGAAUAAAAUGAUAUCCUCCUUAGAUAAGCGAAAGAAGUUAAAAAUGUAG
Molecule: messenger RNA, 1287 nt
Organism: Sphenostylis stenocarpa
Lineage: Eukaryota; Viridiplantae; Streptophyta; Magnoliopsida; Fabales; Fabaceae
Source: the annotation of a GenBank genome assembly